UGCUCUCUGGUGUGAAAGGACACAGCUGCUCUUUACCUGUUGGGAGGUGUAUCUCUCUCUGUCCUCCACCUUUGGACUGUAAAGCUGCGUUUCCUGGUGUUGGGACCGACGUGGACUUUACCCUCAUCGUGCGCCUUUAGUUCUAUUUACACUCUCACGCUGGAUUCACCGCUCGCCUGCUUCACCGUGAGUCAAAACAAGACGUCUUCCCCUUGAGGAACUCACCUUACACCUGGUGAAUCAGCUGUGAGUUCUGGAGUUGGAGGCGUUUUUCCUGCAGAAGGCCUUGAUUUGUUUGUGUGAGCGUGAGCGGCUAGCCGGGCUGCGGAUUUGGUGCAAGAUGAUGGAGGAGGUGUCCACGAUGAUGGCGUACGAUGCCAAAUUUAUGGAACAGAUGAGCGAGGACGAGAUCCUGGCGUGCCUGGUGGAGGAAACGGAACCUAAGUUCACAGUUCCGACAAAGAAAGCCAAGCUGAGGGAAAGCCGGCUUCAGUUGAUGGAGGCUGUGGAAGAUCCUUUGGACAAAUACCAGAAGGAAAACCGUCUUCUGGAGCAGACCAGCCUCCGUCUGGAGCAGGAAAACGACAACCUGGCCCAUCGCCUCAUCAGCAGCAAGGUCGCCCUGAGGAACGCCCUGGACAAGGCGGAGGACAAAGUGGACGAACUCGCCAAAGACCUCGUGAGGACCACACAUCUCCUGCAGGUUGCAGAGGAGGAGAAGAUUAGGAGGGAAGAGGAAGCUGGCACGCUGAAGGAGGUGUUUCGAAAAGAGCUUGAGAAGGCUGAACGGGAGGUCAAAAGGUCAUCGGGCAUCAUCGCAGACUACAAACAGAUCUGCUCCCAGCUGACAAACCGUCUGGAGAGGCAGCAGACCGCCCACAGAGAGGAGCUGGAUUCACUCAAGAGUGCAGUGAAGGCUUGUUCUCGCUGUCAGCACAUUGUGGACACAGAUGAGCCAUCGUCUCCAGCAGCAGCAGCAGCUCAGACAGGAGGCCUCGUGAUGACCAGAGCUCAGGACGGGGACUGUGGACCUCCUAGCAAGGCGGAGCAGAGGAGGCAGGACCAGGAGAGGGAGGCCCUCAAGGCUCAGAUCAGGGGGAUGGAGCAGGACUUGGCGCAGACCAAACUCCAGAUGGUGGAGGCUAAGUGUGAAAUCCAGGACCUGGAGCACCAGAAGGGUAUCAUGGCCAACCAGCUACACGCAGCAAAGAACAACUGGAUCAACAAGGCCUUCACGUCCCUGCGCACAUCCAGCGGAGGGACUCAAUGGUAUAAGCACAACCCAGGGACGGGGCGUCCCUAUUUGUCUGGAACCUCCACCGUGGCUCCCUGUCCAGAAAACAUGUGACAGCUCAGACUGUGGACACUGAUUAGCUGGAAGUGGACAUUGUGGCUUGAUCAAGACUUUUUAAGUGUGAGCCGCACACUGUGUUUUCAAUGCUAUCGCUGCUAUUUGUCGUUUUGGACACUAGAGGAGUGUCUGGAGCACAGAGAGGAGCAGACAAAUGCUGUCAUGUCUCUUCACCACUUUCAAAGAACUGCAUCUUCUUGUACAUACUUAUUUCAUCUGUAAACAAUAAAACGUGUUAAAUACUCAA
This is a messenger RNA of Platichthys flesus (European flounder), 1598 nucleotides long. RefSeq names its product rab GTPase-activating protein 1-like. Lineage: Eukaryota; Metazoa; Chordata; Actinopteri; Pleuronectiformes; Pleuronectidae. The record is from RefSeq and is a predicted model, not a curated record. The coding region runs from base 341 to 1348 and encodes 335 amino acids. The transcript has 8 exons.